Messenger RNA from Eutrema salsugineum, 1549 nucleotides. RefSeq names its product cystine lyase CORI3. NCBI's taxonomy places the organism in Eukaryota, Viridiplantae, Streptophyta, Magnoliopsida, Brassicales, Brassicaceae. The record is from RefSeq and is a predicted model, not a curated record. Gene Ontology annotation, biological process: amino acid metabolic process; biosynthetic process. The transcript is spliced from 7 exons. Gene Ontology annotation, molecular function: pyridoxal phosphate binding; transaminase activity. The coding region runs from base 58 to 1329 and encodes 423 amino acids.
AGCAACGAGAGUUAAUCACCCAAAAACAAAAUCUUAAAAGAGAGAACUAAGUAAGAAAUGAUGAACCAAAAGUGCAUUGAGUGGCAGUUCAGCGGGAGCGAGGCGGCCAAAGAAGCUGCCGCAGCUUCCCUAGGCACCUACACCUCUGAACUCUACGCUAUGUGUGAUCCUAAUGGCAAGCCCAUUUUGCCCCCAAGAAGCGAGUCACCAGAGACCAGCCCUGCAGCUGAAAAAGCUGUUGUUAAAGCCGUUCUAUGCGGCACGGGAAACGCCUACGCUCCUAGCAUUGGCCUUCCGGUCGCCAAACGUGCCGUAGCAGAAUAUCUAAACCAAAAUCUUCCGAAGAAGCUAACAGCAGAUGACGUGUUUAUGACUGUGGGAUGCAAACAAGCGAUCGAGCUCGCUGUGGACAUUCUUGCUAAACCGAAAGCCAACGUUUUGCUUCCAAGGCCAGGCUUCCCUUGGGACGUAGUCCGCUCCAUCUACAAGCACCUUGAGGUCCGCUACUAUGACUUCAUCCCUGAAAAAGACUUUGAGAUCGACUUCGAUAGCGUGAGAAAGAUGGUAGACAAGAACACGUUUGCCAUAUUUAUAAUAAACCCCCACAAUCCCAAUGGGAACACCUACUCCGAGUGUCAUCUCAAGCAGCUUGCUGAGUUGGCUAAGGAACUCUCGAUAAUGGUGGUUUCUGAUGAAGUUUAUAGAUGGACAGUCUUUGGGAGUAACCCUUUUGUUCCGAUGGGAAAAUUCUCGUCAAUCGUACCAGUGGUUACACUCGGAUCCAUAUCUAAGGGUUGGAGUGUCCCUGGAUGGCGAACUGGCUGGCUCGCGCUGCAUGAUCUAGAUGGCGUCUUCAAAAGCACCAAGAUCUUACAAGCUGCCAAAGAAUUUCUCGAGAUAAACUCUAAACCUCCAACUGUUAUUCAGGCGGCUAUUCCUGAUAUUUUGGAGAGAACUCCUAAAGAGUUCUUCGAUAAGAGGGGGAGUUUUCUGAAAGAUAAAGUAGAUUUUGGAUAUUCUAAGCUCAAGCACAUACCUAACCUCACCUGCUACAUGAAACCUGAAGCUUGCACCUUCUUAUGGACCGAGCUGGAUUUAUCGUGCUUUGUGAGCAUUGAAGACGAUCAAGACUUCUGCAAGAAGCUUGCUAUGGAAGAAAACCUUGUUGUUUUACCAGGGAUUGCAUUCAGUCAGAAGAAUUGGCUGAGGCAUUCUAUUGACAUGGACACUCCAACUUUGGAGGAUGCGUUUGAAAGAUUGAAGAGUUUCUGUGAACGCCAUUCCAUUACAGGUGAAGCUUCACUUAAAAACGUCAAUGGCGUCAACUAAAUGACCCGUAUGUCUCUUCGCCCAAGUCUUUUUACACAUGCUCUAUUAAUAAAUAAAAAAUGUGUAAUGUAUGGAUUUGAGUUAAAUCAUGAACACUUUCAUAUUUUUAAUAACAAAUAAAAUGGGUGUGCUUAUCAUCAUCAGUCCUGUAAUUUUUUUUUUUUGGUUAAAACAAUCGUGUAUUGUUUCUCAUUAAUAAAUUCCAGAUUAUUUUCACUUA